UCCAUAACCUACCAGAGAGCUUCAGACCUCUCUCUCUCUCUCUCUCUCUCUCCUGAGCAGUAUCCCAACUGAACCCGCGCACACAGCGGAGAGAGAGAGAGAGAGAAAAUUAUUCAAAAAUCGAAACAAAUUCGCCGGAAAUUGAUUCGUGGACGAUGAGCAUCGAGCCGUUUAACAAGUUGGUGAAGCUUACAGCGAGGGCGUUCUACGAUGACAUACCGGCGAAAGGGGAGAAUCAGCCCAAGACCGGCCGGAGCGACAAUCGGGGGAUUGCGGUGGUGGUGCUCGAUGCGCUGUCGAGACGACAAUGGGUAAGAGAAGAAGAUUUGGCAAAGGACUUGAAACUGCACUCGAAGCAGCUUCGUCGUACUUUGCGAUUCUUUGAGGAGGAAAAACUGGUCACCAGAGAUCAUAGGAGAGAGACAGCUAAGGGUGCGAAGAUGCAUAAUGCUGCUGUCGCUGCCGCAGGAGAUGGGCCACCUGUAAAAGAAGGGGAAGAGAAAGUUAAGAUGCACACUCACUCUUACUGCUGUCUGGACUAUGCACAGAUAUACGAUGUAGUAAGGUACAGACUGCACCGUUUGCGGAAAAAAUUGAAAGAUGAGUUGGAGGACAAGAACACAGUUCAGGAAUAUGUAUGCCCUAACUGUGGGAAAAGAUACAACGCUUUAGAUGCUCUGCAACUGGUUUCUAUGGAGGAUGAGUACUUCCAUUGUGAAAAUUGCAAUGGAGAACUUGUGGCUGAGAGUGACAAACUAGCUUCGCAAGAAGUGGUAGGAGAUGGAGAUGACAAUGCAAGGAGGCGGCGGCGUGAAAAAUUAAAGGACUUGCUUCAAAAGAUGGAGGUACAGCUGAAGCCUCUAAUGGAACAAAUUAAUAGAGUUAAAGACUUAUCUCCUCCUGAAUUUGGAAGUCUCCAAGCUUGGGAAGCGCGAGCAAGUGCUGCCAGACGUGCAGAGAACGGUGAGUCUAGUGCCAUGGAUCCCUCCAAAUCUUCGCAUGGGAUGGGAUAUGGUGGAACGCCAAUGCCCUUUCUUGGAGAUACAAAGGUUGAAGUUGAUUUCUCUGGGGUUGAAGGAAAGGGCAAGGAUAUAAAAUCUGAAGCUGAUGGUACAAGCCUGAAAGUUUUGCCACCUUGGAUGAUCAAGCAAGGCAUGAACCUUACGAAAGAACAACGUGGAGAGGUCAAGCAGGAGCAAAAGAUGGAUGGCAGUGGAAGUGUAGCAGCUCCAGAGUUCUCAGAAGACAAAAAAUUCAGUACUGAAAAUAAUGAGAAAAAUAUACAGGAUGAGUAUUUAAAAGCAUAUUAUGCUGCUCUAAUAAAAAGACAGCAAGAAGAAGAAGCAAAGAAAGAACAGGAAACACACAUCUCUGAUGGUCCCUCUGCAGUGUCUCCUAAUCGUCAGGUUGGCAUGAAGUCAAAGCGCGAGGAUGAAGGAGAAGAUAACGUAGACUGGGAAGAGGCUCUAGUUACAGGUAAUGCAGAAAAUUAUAAGGUCCAUGACUUGAACGUUGAGGCUGAUGCUACAGCAGACGAUGAGGACGAUAUAGACUGGGAGGAAGGCUAAAGAACAUGAUUCGAAUGCCAAAGCUGAUGCUAUUGAGGAUGAUAUAGCCAACGGUAUGGAUUUCGAGGAUCUGAAUGGCUCAAAGUAACCAAAAGCAGCGCUUAGGAGCUCGUUUGGAUGUGCUUUUAAAAUGACUGAAAGCCGCUUUUAUAGAAAAUAUUUUUGGAUUCCAAAAACACUUUAAGUGCUUUCUACAAGAAGCACUAAGGAAGCAAUUUAAGUAUUUUUUCAAGAUUUACUAACAUUUUUACUAAGGACUGUUUUCAAAAAUAUUUUCAUCAAAAGCGCUUUCAGUAAUUUUAAAAGUACAUCCAAACGGACUUUAGGUCUGCAGCGUUGGUGUAGUUUCCCUUGUCAUGUGUAUUAGGUGGAGUACUGCUGAUUUUUACUUCGUCUUUGCUGGCAGAUUUAGUGUGACAAAUGCGAGAGUUCACAUACUUUUGUUUGACUAAUUAUCCUUUGAAGGAUUUGUAUACUGUGAAAUUUAUGUUCGUUUUGCUAGGAUUUAAGACUAACUUUUGUAAGUUUAUUGAAAAUAUCGUCAGAGUUAAGUGUAAUUUAGGGAAAAUAGUAGACAUUCUUGUGUUUUUAAAAGGGUUAAUUACACUAGCACUUCGAGGUU
Molecule: messenger RNA, 2190 nt
Organism: Malus domestica (apple)
Lineage: Eukaryota; Viridiplantae; Streptophyta; Magnoliopsida; Rosales; Rosaceae
Biological process (GO): transcription open complex formation at RNA polymerase II promoter; transcription initiation at RNA polymerase II promoter
Cellular component (GO): transcription factor TFIIE complex
Source: RefSeq, a predicted model, not a curated record